Messenger RNA from Chelonus insularis, 1081 nucleotides. RefSeq names its product L-aminoadipate-semialdehyde dehydrogenase-phosphopantetheinyl transferase. Gene Ontology annotation, cellular component: cytosol. NCBI's taxonomy places the organism in Eukaryota, Metazoa, Arthropoda, Insecta, Hymenoptera, Braconidae. Gene Ontology annotation, molecular function: magnesium ion binding; holo-[acyl-carrier-protein] synthase activity. The record is from RefSeq and is a predicted model, not a curated record. Bases 156 to 1028 code for a protein of 290 amino acids. The transcript has 3 exons.
AUUGACGGCAUUUGCCGUUGAAAAAAUAGUAGCAUAUGAUUAUGAUUGUAAUACUCCGUUACUUUACAAAGCUCAAUUAAAAGCUACAUCAUAUACCAAAGGCGGUGAACCUUCAGAAGCUAAACUUUACGGUGACAGUUAAUGAAAAAAAACGAAUGAUAAAAAACAUUAGUAAUAUAAUAACUAAGAUGACUCACACCAGUGCACGAUGGUCGUUUAAUUGGUCUGAAUGGACUCCAACUGAGAAAGAGUUUCAGUUCGCAGUAGCCUGCUUGCAAUUAGAUGAAAAAGAACGAAUUGGGAGAUUUGUUUUCAAAAAAGAUGUAAAAGCCUCGCUUAUAGGCAGGUUAAUGAUGAAAAAAUUUAUCAAUGAAUAUGCAAAUAUUCCUUACAAUGAAAUCCUACUCACAAAAGAUGAGAACAAUCGACCCAUGCUUCAACAUCCAUCUCAAUUGGUUGAUUUUAAUGUGUCUCAUCAAGGAAAUUAUACGGUGUUUGCUGGAGAGCUUGGAAAUUUGAAGAUAGGCGUUGAUGUAAUGAAACGUGAAUACUCUGGUGGAAAAUCUCUAUCAGAAUUUUUUAGAAUUAUGAAUCGUAAUUUUACUAUUAAUGAAUGGACUGAAAUCAAAGGACCACCAGGCACUUCAGAAUCUGAACAAAUUGCUAUGUUUGUUAGACAUUGGGCCUUAAAAGAAAGUUACAGUAAAGCUCUUGGGUGUGGAAUUACAGUAGAUUUAGACAGUUUAGAUUUUAGAACAACGUCGAAACUUAAGGAGCAAGAAGUGAUUGAUGAUACAGUUUUAGAAAUAAAAGGAGUUCUUCAAGACUGGAUUUUUGAAGAAACUUUAAUUGAUAGUGAACAUUGUGUGGCUGUCACUUUACCAAAAAAUAUAAAAAGUGAAUCUAGGAAAAAAACAUUUGAAAGACUUGAUUUUAAUCAAUUAAUGGCAAAUGCAGUACCUAUUUUUGAAUGUGAUCGUGAUUUUUGUAAAUCAUAUUUUAGUAAAGAUGAAAAACCAAUUUUAUAAUGAUUGUAUGCAAUUGUCAGUGGUCAUUUACAAAUUUCAAAAUAAAAACGAGU